This is a messenger RNA of Cololabis saira (Pacific saury), 2866 nucleotides long. RefSeq names its product vesicle-associated membrane protein 1-like. The record is from RefSeq and is a predicted model, not a curated record. Gene Ontology annotation, cellular component: plasma membrane; SNARE complex. Bases 475 to 858 code for a protein of 127 amino acids. Gene Ontology annotation, biological process: SNARE complex assembly; vesicle-mediated transport; vesicle fusion. Lineage: Eukaryota; Metazoa; Chordata; Actinopteri; Beloniformes; Belonidae. The transcript is spliced from 6 exons. Gene Ontology annotation, molecular function: syntaxin binding; SNAP receptor activity.
GACGCAUUGUUGCAGUUCACACUCUGUACAGCCGAGACUACCGCACUUCCCGCAAGACGCGCAGAGAGAGAGUGAAAGAGAGAGAGGGGGGGAAGAGGAGGGGACAGGAAUCAAAGACAGACAGACGUUCAAUUAAUCACGACUGCACUUUUUUGUCGUCUUAGUUUCUAAAUUGCGGGAAUUUUUUGUAGGCAGUUUCCAGAAGAGGCGAGUAUACGCAGCCAACCAAUCAGCGUCUCCGUCAGCAUCCCGGAGCAGCUCUAAAUAACUCAGCAUCACUUUGAUGAGCUGGAUGCAGCCCUGCAGGAAUCUGAGCAUCCGUGGAUUUCUCUUGAAUGGAUUAUAACUCGGAAGAGCUUUUCUCUCGAGCUCGCAUUGCCCCGCAUCGCUUCUCGCUCCACUGAGCAGCCGCACACCCACAGCCUCCCCUCCUCCUCUGCUGCCCGUGAGUCAGUUCAAACAGCUGCAUAGAAGAUGUCUGCUCCUGCCCCUGAUGCUGCACCACCAGCCGGAGCUCCAGGAGCUCCCGGUGCCCCCGGCCCAGAUGGAGCCCCUGGCGGCGGCCCACCUGCCCCACCCAAUACCUCCAGCAACCGCAGGCUACAACAGACACAGGCCCAAGUUGAAGAGGUGGUGGAUAUUAUGCGAGUGAAUGUGGACAAGGUUUUGGAAAGGGACCAGAAGCUCUCAGAGCUGGAUGACAGAGCGGAUGCUCUCCAGGCCGGAGCCUCUCAGUUUGAAAGCUGUGCAGCCAAGCUAAAAAACAAGUACUGGUGGAAGAACUGCAAGAUGAUGAUCAUGAUGGGUAUCAUUGGAGUCAUCGUGGUUGGAAUAAUAUUCUUGUACUUCUUCCACUGAGCUCAUCCCAUCAUUACAGAUGGACAUGGACUUGAAGAUGACUUGAGAAGGAAGAGGGGACAAAAAAAUAAAAAAUAAACCCAAGCACCUCUCUUCCCCUUCCAUCAACCCUCUUUUCCCUCUCUUCACAGUCUUCCAUCAAACCAUCUCGCACUCAAACAUGACAGUAGCAUUCAUAGGUGUCCCUGCUCUGCUCUCUCCCCCUUUCCCCUCCGUCUCGUUGCUUUCUUCCCCUGUUUCUCCAUGAGGUCUCCCUCACUCUCUCCUGUCUCUGCACCUCAUGUUUUAUUGAAGGCUUCAGAUGGCAAGGCGAAAGAGGAAGAAAGAGAGAAGAAGGAGGGGAGGAGGAAAACCCUUAUGAUAACAGGGACACGUGGGGGCUCAGGUCAUCUGAUGAAGUGAUAUGUGGAGAAAUGUACAGAUGACGUGCGGGAAGAUUAAACAAGAGUUUGCAGUCUUUCUACACCACAUACGCCAAAGCUUGUUCAUACAACCUAUUUUGGGAGAUCUACAUUUGUAAUUGAUACUUACACGCCGAACUAACACACUCCUUUUGUCACUACUGCUUCAGUCAUUGCUGCUUACUAACACAUUAGAUGAAGAUUACAAUCAUUUUUGUUGUAUGCCCGUGUGUGUAAUUGUGAAUCAAAGCACUGUAGCUAAUAGCUUUUUCAAGUUUAACUGAUUUUACCAGUACGUUUUUUUCCAUUUCUUGUUCAACUUUCUCGAACUCGGUCUGUUAUUUCUGUGGCAAUGGCAAGAAAAGGGAAAUCCAAAAAAAGGGACAGAGACUGGAUGGAAUUUAAAAGAAAGGGAUAAGAAGAGGCGAUUCAGGGAAAGUUAUGAGUAGAAUUGCAAAAUAUUUUCCAGUAUAAAUAAUUUAAACUUAUUUCAUGACAUAUAGACAGUUUUUGAUGAAGUAGACUUUGUAAAUAUGCUUAAUUUGUACCUGGGUUAUCGUAUGACAGGCGGUGGUCUAGUGGCGGCAUUACGCUCAAUGGCAUAGGUAUAUAGACAAAAAAUACAAAACAAAGCAGUCGCUAACAGACAAUCUAAAAGAUUAUUUGAACGGUCUGCAAUACCUCUGAUGAAGGUCUCUUAACUCUGAUUUGGACAGAAUCACAGCCAUAGACAGAUGAAUGUCUAGCGUCACAAUUCAAGAGUCUUGUUUUGGGAGUUACGCUGUCAAAAAAGUGUUAUUUAAGUUGACCUGAUUUCCAGAAAGCAGGAAGGUGGAAGAGGGGACAGGAAUGGGAAACUGAACCACCUGGCCAUCCCGUCCCCUGCUGACUCAUACAAACAGGCUCGUCUGUUGCCUGCUGCACAUCAACAGCCGAUAAAAGGUGUUCGUUUCUCACCUGCAUGGCAGCCGGUGUCCAUAGUUUUGCCUAUUAGUGUGACCUGUGUGUCUGCCAUUCCUGAAACUUACUGCCGAUUGUAUAUUUUCCUUUGUUAGUGAUUUAAGGACCUGUGUAUAAUGUCUUUCUGAUCAGAUACCUACUGCUUAUGCAAUGUGUAAUGCAACAAGCUCACAAGUUUGCCAAAUUUUGUCAGACUCACAUGCUUCAGAGAGAAAAAAAAAUAUGAAUAUCCUGACACUGCAAACAACCGCUCCUAUAGUGAAUUGUCAAAAAUGUGUAGUACUGUAGUAGUUCCAACCAUAGUACACAUCAGUCAGUUUAUGCUCCUGAAAAAGUAUUUAUAUAAAUCCUUUCAGGUUUUGGGGAGGCUGCUGGUUAGGGGCUAACUGAAGGCUCCUUAUUUUUUCUUGGACUGGUUCUGAAAGUUGAUGAAGCAUUGAAAAUAAAAACAACCUUAUAUUGUAAAUGCAUCACUGCAUACCUGUAGCGCUAAGCCAAUAUUAUCUAAUGAUAUUGUGCGACAAUAUCAUUUGGUGAUUAAAAUGUUUUGUGAUCUGAAAAUAUAGUGAGAGAUGCAACUGGAUUUGCGGGGAAAAAAUGCAUGUUUAUUACUUUUGCUGAUGCCAAUAAAUAAAUCAUGAACUGAA